CAAAACAAAAAGCCGGCUGGAAUGAAAAAUUUAACAAAUUUUCAUGUUUAACUCCGAAAAAUUAAAACUAAAAGUGAUGAAAAAUGAAAAUUGAAGCAACGGGCUACUUACUUUGGUCAUAUUUCUUGUUCAUCUUCGUUUGUCUUCAGUUUUUUCGUGCAUUUUUCCCGAUCAACUUCUCAUCAGGACUUGACCAGAACACUUCCGAAGGCUUUAACGAGUUGCAAGACAUUCCCCAUUUCGAGCGUUCGAUUUUAAUGAUCAUCGAUGCCUUGCGAUAUGACUUUGUCGAGCAAAUGCCCUUCACCAAACGACUCGUCAACGAGGAAAAUGCCUGUUUAGUGAAGCUUAAAGUACAUCCGCCAACAGUUACGAUGCCAAAAAUCAAGACAAUUGUGUCGGGAAGUGUUCCGAGCUUCAUUGACGUCGUGCUGAACUUGAAUAAUGGACAAGCGAUGACGAGUGAUAAUUUAUUGCAUCAAAUGAAGAAAAACAACAAAAGUAUCGUUUUUUACGGAGAUAAUGUGUGGACAAAGAUGUUUCCUGCGAAAAACUUCUUCACGAGAAAAGGCGAGAACGUUGACUCAUUUUUCGUAAACGACUUUUACGGAGGAGAUAAUAACAUUUCACUCGCAAUUCAUAAGGAACUGAAUACUUCCGAUUGGGAUCUCAUGAUUUUGCAUUAUCUCGGCUUAGAUCACAUUGGACACGUACUUGGAGCGCUAAAUCCGACAAUUGACGCGAAAUUACGAGAAAUGGACGGCAUUGUUAACGAAAUUUAUGAAAAUUUUAUCAAAGAUUAUUCAGAAAAUGUAAUUUUUAUUACCGGAGACCACGGAAUGAGAGACGCUGGAGGCCAUGGAGGAAGUUCUCAAGACGAAAUUCAAGUUCCGUUAAUCGUUUUAGGCGUAAAUUGCGAUAAAGUAACAGAAAAUUACGAUCAAACGGACUUAGCAACGACUGCGGCAGUAUUAUUAGGGUUAAAUAUCCCGGAAACAAGCAACGGAGCUGUGAUUCCCGAACUUUUGAGUCAUUUGAGUGACGAAGAGAAGCUUUUAGUGUUGAAUCAAACAUCACAACGGCUUUUGGAGAAGAUUUCCAGCCAAUUUGGAUACGAAAUUACAACGAAUAGAGAAUUCUUUUUUCAACUGAACGAAGCAAGAAAUGCUCACAACGAAUACCUGACAACGAAAAAUCCGGUACCUUUUAUGACAGCAGCUCUCAAAUAUGCUUCAGCAAGUCAGGAAAUGCGCUCUCUACUAACAGCUAAUACCGUUAAAUAUGACAUGAGCUCUAUUUUGGUCUCAACUUUUGCAGCAUUUACGAUCACCUUGAAAAUUAUUGCCGUUAUUUUUGGUCACGUGACUCAUAUUGAGUUCAAAUCCAGUCCAAAAGCGAUUUUAAAGCAGUUUUUCCUGAUAAUUUUCUCAUGUAUCCUCUCCAAAAGCAUCACAACUGACCUUUCUUGGAUGGAUUUUUCCUGUGUAGUCAUCACAAUUUGGAUUUCCGCAUCGAAUUUGCUGUACAUAACGCAACGAAACAACCUCCAUGCAAUGUUAAAGGUUUAUCAAAAUUUUCAAAAUUUGACGUUGUUGCAGCUUGUUUUGGUCGUUCUUUAUGCAUUCCAUGCCAUUUCUUUGGUUUCCAGCUCUUACGUGGAAGAAGAACAUCAAACGUGGUACUUUUUCUUCAACACAUUUUGCGUCGUUUUGUUCCUGACAGACGUAAAAUCGACUUUUACGACGCAAAUUCGACCUCAAUGGCGCACUAAAUUGCUUGAAUGGAUGAUUUUCUUUGGCACGCAUAUUUUUGCAAGAAGAUUAAAUCAAACGGGCGACAAAUGGAUCAACGUUCCCGAUGUCGGAGAUUUCCUCGUGAUGCCAGAAAAUAAAUUUUUGUUGACAAUUUUUGUAAUUUUCGGCGAAAUUUUGUUGUUUCGAAGCGUUUUUAGUGAAGCAUGGUCGAAAUGGACCUCAAUAUCUGUUGGAGGAUGUCUCGUAGCAAUAUUCGCUUAUAGGGCAAGUUCAGGCGUUUUGUUGCCAAAUAUAGACCAAAGGCAUUCAGAUGCGUGUUUAGCAGCAUUUUGGAUCGGAAUCGGGCUGAUUUUGCUGUCGACAGUUACAAACAAGGAAAUUUCCAAGAUGAAAAUUUUCGUUGUGACGAUCGUUUUGGUGUCAGCUCUCAUCCAUAAGCCUCAUAAUAUAAUUUUAAAUGCAAUUUUGGUCAUUACAAGCAGAUUCGUGACAUAUAAAAUAAAGGAAACCAUGUUCUCGAAGGAACCUGACUCUAGUUUGAUGAUUAUUUUGAUUCAUUUUUGCAUGGGAAAGGUCUUCUACUUUUAUCAGGGAAAUUCCAACAGUUUGGCAACAAUUGACUUGACAGCAGGCUAUGUAGGUCUUCAUCACUUUUCUUUUGCAGCAGUUGGGGUCUUGUUAACUCUUAAUACCUUCAAUGGACAAAUUUUAAGCUUCCUGUUGUUGAUUAAAAAUUCAAUGAAAAAGUCUUCUGGAAAAGAAAAUACUAAGAAAUUUUCUUGUGAUAUGUUACUAAAAACGUACAUCGUGCUAACAACUACUCCUAUUUGCUUUUAUUUGGUUGUGAUGAUACUUUUUCGGUAUCAUUUAUUCAUCUGGACAGUAUUUUCACCCAAAUUAUUGUAUAAGUUUUAUGUGAUGUUGUUGAAUUUUGUGAUGACAUCUUCAGUAUUUGUGUUGAAUAAAGUUUAAAAUUAAACAUUUACAUGCCAAAGAGGGCUCCG
This is a messenger RNA of Culicoides brevitarsis, 2758 nucleotides long. RefSeq names its product GPI ethanolamine phosphate transferase 2 (gene PIG-G). Gene Ontology annotation, cellular component: endoplasmic reticulum membrane. The record is from RefSeq and is a predicted model, not a curated record. Bases 84 to 2726 code for a protein of 880 amino acids. Lineage: Eukaryota; Metazoa; Arthropoda; Insecta; Diptera; Ceratopogonidae. The transcript has 7 exons. Gene Ontology annotation, biological process: GPI anchor biosynthetic process.